Molecule: messenger RNA, 2609 nt
Organism: Paramisgurnus dabryanus
Lineage: Eukaryota; Metazoa; Chordata; Actinopteri; Cypriniformes; Cobitidae
Gene: mknk1
Product: MAPK interacting serine/threonine kinase 1
Biological process (GO): protein phosphorylation
Molecular function (GO): ATP binding; protein kinase activity
Source: RefSeq, a predicted model, not a curated record
AGCGUGCAACGUAUCAGUGGGAGGGCGUGUGGCGCGUUUUAGGAGGCUGUGUUGCGGUUUUGUGUAUGUUGUUCUCCCUCACUGUUGUUGCCGAGGAUGAUGGCGGAGGCAGUCACGGCACAUCCACACUCAUUCACCUGCAAUUUCCAGAUAACCAGUAGUGCUCUGGCAUCUGGCCAGGUGGAGAGUCGUGGUCCGCACUCGUAUGCUUCCCUCAACGCCUCCCAAACCACCACAGGAAUGGACAACAGUCAACCGGUCAACAUCACAGACCCUGGUACACGCCGGAAGAAGAAGAGAAGAACUCGGGCCGCAGACAGUUUCACGGGCAAAUUUAGUGAUCUGUACAGGCUGACCGAUGAGCUGCUUGGUCAGGGGGCUUAUGCUAAAGUCCAAGGAUGUGUGAGUUUACAGAAUGGCAAUGAGUAUGCUGUGAAGAUAAUUGAGAAGAAUGCAGGUCAUAGUCGCAGUCGAGUUUUCAGAGAAGUGGAGACUCUAUACCAGUGCCAAGGAAAUAAGAACAUUCUAGAACUUAUUCAGUUUUUUGAAGAUGACAGCGGUUUUUAUCUGGUUUUUGAGAAGUUACGAGGAGGUUCCAUUUUAACGCACAUCCAGAGUCGAAAAUACUUCGAUGAGAGAGAAGCUAGUUAUGUAGUCAGAGAUAUAGCACACGCCCUUGACUUUCUACACAACAAAGGAAUUGCUCACAGAGACCUCAAGCCUGAAAAUAUCCUGUGUGAAUAUACAGAUAAGGUGUCUCCUGUAAAGAUCUGUGAUUUUGAUCUUGGCAGCGGAGUAAAGCUGAACAGUGCCUGCACCCCAAUAACCACCCCUGAGCUCACCACGCCGUGUGGUUCGGCAGAAUACAUGGCACCCGAGGUCGUUGAAGUUUUUACGGAUGAGGCUUCGUUCUAUGAUAAGCGGUGUGAUCUGUGGAGCCUUGGGGUUAUUCUCUACAUUCUGCUUAGCGGGAGUCCUCCCUUCACGGGCCACUGCGGCACCAACUGCGGCUGGGAACGAGGAGAGACCUGUCGUGCCUGUCAGAAUAACCUGUUUGAGAGAAUUCAGGAGGGAAAGUACGAAUGCAGGGAUGGAGUUUGGGCUCAGAUUUCGGACGAUGCCAAAGAUCUGAUCUCACGUCUGCUGGUGCGAGACGCCACUCUACGACUGAGUGCCGCUCAGGUCCUGAAGCACCCUUGGGUACAGGGGAAUGCACCUGAAAGAUUUCUUCCAACUCCUCGUGUUCUCCAAAGAAACUGCAGCACUAAAGACCUCACGCAAUUCGCGGCCGAAGCCAUCGCAUUUAACCGGCAACUGUCUCAGCAAGAAGAAGAAGAGCAAGAGGAUUUUGGGGCCGUUGUCUGCUCUAUGAGACUUUCACCCCCCUCCAACUCUAGAUUAGCACGUCGCCGAGCACAAUCUCAGGCACUACGCACCAAUACCUGACACCAUUGCACAGGUGGUCAAAUGAUGCACGUACACACCUAAUAUUAUAUGCUGCAUACACGCAUUUAUGUUCUCUGCUAAGCAGCAUAGCCUCUGUCUAUCCGUAAAGCACACUAACCCACACACAACACUUAAAGUGCUGAAUGCCAACUAACUUUAAGUAUGCACACAACAAAACAAGUGCUGUCUUGCAAAGAAUUUGCUUCAGGGUAAUGUAGCUCUUAGUGUAAUGCUUUUUAUAUGAUUUAAGCAUGUAAAACUGUGAUUUAUUUUUUUAUUUUGGUAUAUUUAAAUAUUUAUUAGAAAAUUCUUAUGGCUGGAAGUGUUUCUCAGCUACAUAUGGUGUAAAAAGGUGCUUGGAUCUGAGGGAAUUAUAGAUUUUAAGUUUAACCGUAUCAGUGAUUGUUUUAACUUUCCGUUUUUAAGUAUUUUAAAGCCACUUAAAUUAAGAUAUAUUACUGUAAAGCACUGGACCACUUGUUUUUUAUCUUGUCAUUCUUAUUGAUGAGUGAGAAACAUUUCGAGUAUUGUGAAAAGCUGUGCUCCCUUAUAGCAACAUAGUUUAGAGUUUGAUUCAUGUCUAGAUCUGUAUGAAUUAUUUUUAACCUGUUAUGUGUCAAUGCUGUUGAGAGAUAUGUAGCUUUAUUUAAUGUCCUGAUUAGGUAUUAUAGCAAUUCAGGUAUUUGACCAGUUACUGUCAAUAUUACAAAUGAAUUAUUUUUAGAUUAUAUUUUUCAUGUGCUUCUCUUACAGAGUUAUGUUUUAUUUUCUUUAGUGUUCAAAAUGAUUUUGCUAUAAAUGUGCAGUAUUUUUGUAGGAAAUUGACAAGCAAGUAAUUUUUUUGCAUUCCGUGGAAAUUGUGCCAUAUUUUGGGGCAAAGUCUCCGAUUUGCAUUUUAACGCAAAAGUAGCCUAACUUUGCAGUUAAUUUCCUUAUAAUUAAUUAACUAAGUAAUUAUCUUAUCCACUGCUCAAAAUGCUACUUGGUUAGCAUUUUGCUUAUGCUUUUGGCUGUCAAUAUUAUGUAUGCACAUUUAUGAGGAUGUUCUGGGAAAUGUUUUAUAUAGCAGGGGGUGACAUGAUGUACUACCUCAUAUUAAUGUCCUUUGUAUUCUGUGCUUGUAUGAUAGUGAUUUUACAUCAAUUAAAUGAAUAUCGGUCUAA